Molecule: messenger RNA, 5928 nt
Organism: Closterium sp. Yama58-4
Lineage: Eukaryota; Viridiplantae; Streptophyta; Zygnematophyceae; Desmidiales; Closteriaceae
Source: the annotation of a GenBank genome assembly
AUGGCUAGUCCUCCUGUUCUAGCUUUCGACGCCGAGGGCCGUCCGGUCAAAUUCGAAACCUGGCUAGAUGACCUGCACCUUUUCCUACAGCUCACUGCCAAGGAAGAUAUUACACUGUACGACCACGCUCUCGGCCAUGCGACCGCCCCACUCGCUACUGCCCCCCCAGCUGAGCGCUCACAGUGGCAGACCCGUGACGCGCACGCUCGCUUUGCUAUUCGCAACUCCCUGCCGCUAGAUGAGCGCGAGCACUUCGGCCAGUGCAAGACUGCUAAGGACCUCUACACAGCUGUAGUGGCCCGCUACUCCUCACCCGCUUCUGCCACACUAGGCCGCCUCACUCUCCCCUACCUGUUCCCCGACCUAGCCUCCUUUCACACUGUCGCAGACCUCAUCACCCACCUUAAGACUAGUGAGGCUCGCUUUCGCGCUGCCAUGCCUGAUGAGUUUCUCGCUAGCAACCCCCCCCCGCUCUGGAUCACUCUCUACCACGUUGUCACCCGCCUCCCUGACUCUCUGCGCCCUGUCAGGGACCAGUUCCUCUCUCGCUCCCCCACUGAGCUCACCAUAGCCCUCCUCGAGAAGGAACUGCUUGCAGCCGAGGCUAGUAUCGUCGCUGUAGGCACCUCUCGUGGCGACCCCCGCGGCCCCUUCUUCGAGGGGUGCUCCCCUUCCCCCCUCCUCCCCUCUGUCGCCUCUGCUGCUGCUGUCGACCUCCUUGGUGCUGAGAAGGUCGGGGCUGCGUCUGCUUCAGGCGGACGACGCAGGGGCAGGAGUGGCAGGAGUGGGGGUGGUGGCGGAGGAGGCGGGGGUGGAGGUGGUGGCGGUGGAGGUGCGACUGGAGAGACUAGUGGCGGCAGUGGUGGAGGUGACAGCGGUGUUGGGAGUGGUGACAGGGGCGGAGGUGGCAGCGGAGGCGGAGGUGGUCGUGGCAGCGGCAGGGGUGGAGGUGGCCGGGGCGGAGGCGGAGGGGGUGGUGGUCGUGGAGGCCCGGGGGGCGGUCAGAGUCAGCAGCCUUCCCCGACCCUUCAGGCCGCCCGUGAGUGGUAUGCGCGACGCAGCGUCACCUGCCAGUACGUUAUUCGUACAGGUGACCGCACUGGCCAGAUGUGUGGGGGGCCGCACCAGACGGAGCGCUGCUUCGCCCGCCUCAACGAUGCGUGGCGCACCCAGUUUCCUGGUGGGGGUGAGCUGCCGCGCUGGGCUGAUCUGCUCAGGAAGGGUGUUGAUAUUUGGGCACUUGACUUUGAUGCUAUUCUCACUGCCAUGUAUGCGAUGUCUAUUAGUGGAGAGGGUGCUCAGUACUUGCGUGUUCCGCCCGACCCGGGCAUUCAGGCCAGCCCCGCUGCUGCUCUAGGUGCUAGUGUGUCUGCUUCCACAGGUACUACUGCAGCUGCUGCUCUAGGUGCUUGUGCGUCUGUGCCCCCUGGUACUGAGUCGACUGCAGCACUGCACACCUUCACACUGGACUCAGGUGCUUCUCGCUCUUUCUUUCGUGACCGCACUGUCCUUGAGCCUCUAGCUCGGCCGGUUGCUGUCUCUCUUGCUGACCCCUCUGGGGGUCCGGUCCUUGCGACCUCCUCCACCACCCUUCCGUGUCCAGCGGUUCCGUCCGGCACACUCUCAGGUCUCUACCUCCCCUCGUUCUCCACGAACUUGGUGGCAGGUAGUGCGCUCCAGGACUCGGGUGUUCACCAGUUCACCCCUGCCUACGAGCGUGUGACUCACUGCACGUGUGCUCGGACGGGCCGCCACCUGGCUACUUUCACUCGAGAGCCGGGGUCUGACCUGUACACACUGACCACUGAGUCCCCUCAGGUAGCUGCGUCUGCGUCAGCGUCAGGUCAGCUGUCCGCCCCCUGCUCGUGUCGCUCUCUGGCGAACGACACCGUCCUCUGGCACCACCGCCUUGGUCACCCGUCUGUGCAGCGCCUGCGGGCCAUGCACAAACGGGACCUUGUUGCUGGUCUUCCCAGGGUGCUCCCUCCCCUUCCUGACUCCCCUGCUCCUGACUGCAUUCCCUGUGUCGAGGGGCGGCAGCGCGCCGCUCCUCACUCCUCCUCCUUUCCCCCGACGACCGCUCCCCUGCAGACGCUCCACAUGGACGUGUGGGGCCCAGCCCGCGUCCGUGGUCAGGGUCAGGAGAGGUACUUCCUGAUAGUUGUUGACGACUACUCGCGCUACACCACGGUCUUCCCCUUGCGCGCCAAGGGUGACGUCCCUGGUGUUUUGAUCCCCUGGAUCAGCCGAGCCCGUCUCCAGCUAGGCGAGCGCUUUCACUCGGACUUUCCUGUCCUGCGCUUGCACUCUGACAGGGGUGGUGAGUUCGCCUCCGACCUCUUGGCAGCCUACUGUGCUGAGCACGGCAUUGAGCAGUCGUACACGCUUCCGGCCUCUCCACAGCAGAAUGGGGUUGCUGAGCGCCGCAUUGGCUUAGUCAUGGAGGUCGCUCGUACCUCCCUGACCCAUGCGGCUGCUCCCCACUUUCUGUGGCCGUUUGCGGUCCGGUACGCAGCACAUCAGCUCAACCUCUGGCCCCGUGUCUCCUUGCCGGAGACUUCCCCGACUCUACGGUGGAUGGGAGAGGUUGGCGAUGCGUCGCGUUUCCGGGUCUGGGGAUCUCGAGCCUUUGUCCGCGACACGUCUGCGGACAAGCUCUCACGUCGCACUGUUCCCUGUGUCUUUCUUGGCUUUGUUCCCGACGCGCCUGGAUGGCAGUUUUACCACGUCACCUCGCGCCGGGUUCUGGCCUCUCAGGACGUCACUUUUGACGAGUCCGUCCCCUUCUACCGCCUCUUCCCCUACCGCACUGCCCCACUCCCCCCCCCGCCUCUCUUCCUCGCUCCAGGUGCUGAGGUACCAGACCCCCUCCCCCCUCAGGGUGCCGCUCCCUCAGGUGUGUCCCAGGUAGACCCGGGUGAGCCUGUCGAGGUAGCUGUUGACUCGCGUCCUGCGUCUGGGGGUGCUGAGCCUGGAGGUGCGGAGCCUGGGGGUGCUGAGCCUGGAGGCGCGGAGCCUGGGGGUGCUGAGCCUGGAGGUGCGGAGCCUGGGGGUGCUGAGCCUGGAGGUGCGGAGCCUGGAGGUGCGGAGUCUGGGGGUGCUGAGUCUGGGGGUGCUGAGUCUGGGGGUGCUGAGUCUGGGGGUGCUGAGUCUGGGGGUGCUGAGUCUGGGGGUACUCCACCUGGAGGAGCCCUCUCCUCCCAGCAGCUGCAGGAGAGGUACCUCGAGUACUGCCGCCUCCGGAGAGGUGCUUCUGGAGCUCGUCCCGGUACUUCCCCUCCUACCCAGGAGCUCCCCCCCAUUCAGGUGAUCCGCGAGUGGUACACGCGGCGCUGCAGUCUUCGUAGUGGUGCUCCUGGUGCUGCGGACCCGAGCGGUGGUGCUGUUGCUGGUGCUGAGGACCCGGGCGUUGGAGCUGCUGCUGGUGUUGAGGACCCGACCGGUGGCGCUGCUGCUGGUGCUGAGGACCUGACCAGUGGCCCUGCUGCUGGUGCUGAGGACUCGGGCGUUGGAGCUGCUGCUGGUGUUGAGGACCCGACCGGUGGCGCUGCUGCUGGUGCUGAGGACCUGACCAGUGGCCCUGCUGCUGGUGCUGAGGACCCGACCGGUGGUGCUGCUGCUGGUGCUGAGGACUCGGGCGUUGGAGCUCCUGCUGGUGCUGAGGACCCGGGCGUUGGAGCUGCUGCUGGUGCUGAGGACUCGGGCGUUGGGGCUGCCACUGGUGUCCCUGCUGUUUCUGGAGACGCUGCGCGGCCGCGACCGUACUUCGUACCGCUCCUUCAGCAGGUUCUUGGUCAGGCUCCUCCUCUUAGUCCUCCUCCCUCCGUAGCGUGUCCUCCGCCUGUCCAGCCGCAGUCACAGUUACCGCCUGUCUCGCCUCUCCCUGCUCCCUCCCCUUACGCUGGUCCCACAGGAGGUCUUACAGAGCGUCGUGAGCCUGAGUCUCGUCCUGCGUCGCCUGUUCGUACUGCUCGCACUGGUCGUCGUGUCCCACGUGAGCGUCCUCCUCCUGUCCCUGGCACUCACUACAUGACUCUGCGUCCCUCCACUGCUCCGCAGCGUGUCCCGCUGCCGUCUCCUCCUGCGUCCUCUCUUCCUACUCUUCCUGACCCGGAGUCUGACUCUCGUCGUGCUGCCAGUCCCACUGUUACGCGUCUCCUCGCUACAGUUGUCACGGACCCGACCUUUGAGUCCUCUGCUGCGUCUGCUCUGGUCGCUGAGUUGGUUGACUUUGCUGCUCGCUGUCGCCUAGACUACGCUGCCAGCCUUGUCGCUAGGUCUGAGUCUGCGUCUUCCUGUCCUCCGUCCGUCGGGGUUGCCCCUGAGGGAGACCCGGAUGCACCAGACAUCCCGACCCCACGCUCUUACGCUGAGGCGAUAGCGGGUCCCUACUCCUCUCAGUGGCAGACAGCCAUGGACGCAGAGAUGGCCUCCUGGAAGUCCACAGGCACCUACGUAGACGAGGUUCCCCCUCCUGGGGCGAACAUCGUCAGUGGCAUGUGGAUUUUCAGGGUGAAGCGGCCGCCGGGUUCUCCACCUGUCUUCAAGGCGCGCUACGUGGCUCGAGGCUUCAGUCAGCGAGAGGGAGUAGACUUCUUUCAGACCUUCUCCCCCACCCCGAAGAUGACUACUCUUCGGGUGCUGCUGCACAUAGCCGCUCACCGCGACUACGAGCUUCACUCUCUUGACUUCAGCACUGCUUUCUUGCAGGGCAGCCUGCACGAGGAGAUCUGGCUGCGCCGCCCCCCUGGCUUCACUGGGUCAUUUCCUCCUGGCACCCAGUGGAGGCUUCAGCGGCCGGUCUACGGUCUCCGCCAGGCGCCACGUGAGUGGCACGACACACUGAGGACGACACUUGCGGCUCUUGGGUUCGCUCCCUCUACUGCUGACCCGUCGCUGUUUCUACGCACCGACACCUCGCUGCCGCCGUUCUACAUCCUCGUGUACGUCGACGACUUGGUCUUUGCCACUGCUGACACCGCGGCACUCGCUCACGUGAAGUCGGAGCUGCAGAGGAGACACACGUGCACAGACCUGGGUGAGCUGACGAGCUAUCUUGGCUUGCGGAUCACCCGGGACAGAGCACGGCGCACCAUCACCCUGACUCAGUCACACAUGGUGCAGCAGGUUCUCCAGCGCUUCCGCUUCACGUACUCCUCGCCUCAGUCCACUCCUCUGCCUACCGGUCACUCGCUCUCAGCUCUGCCUUCGGAUGAGUCCGUAGAGCCGAGUGGCCCGUAUCCAGAGCUUGUGGGCUGCCUCAUGUACCUGAUGACCUGCACUCGACCUGACCUUGCAUACCCUCUUAGCAUCCUAGCACGCUAUGUCGCUCCUGGCCGUCACCGGAAGGAGCACAUGGAUGCUGCUAAGAGGGUGUUGCGCUACUUGUGCAGUACGUCGGGCAUGGGGCUUGUGCUUGGAGGGCGAGACCGGGUUGUUCUCACAGGGCACUCAGACGCUUCUUGGGCAGACGACCAGGCUACUCAGCGGUCGUCCCAGGGUUACACCUUCAGCCUUGGCUCUGGCACAGUUUCUUGGCGUUCUACUCGCUCUUCUUCUGUUCUCAGCUCCAGUUGUGAGGCUGAGAUCUACGCCACAGCCAUGGCCGCUCAGGAGCUACGCUGGCUGACCUACCUGCUGACCGACCUCGGAGAGCGGCCUCGUUCUCCUCCAGUGCUGUACGUCGACAACAAGGCUGCCAUUGCCUUGUGUGAGGAGCACAGACUGGAGCACAGAACGAAGCACAUCGCUCUGCGGUACUUCCUGGCUCGAGAGCUGCAGCAGCGUGGUCAGCUUUGUCUGCGUUACGUGGCCACGGAGGCCAACACUGCUGAUGUGUUCACCAAGGCGCUUCAGCCUUGUGACCAUCAGCGCUUUUGCACUCUGCUAGGCCUUGUACCUACUGGGCCUCACUUACUUACCUCUUGA